Messenger RNA from Acromyrmex echinatior (Panamanian leafcutter ant), 2267 nucleotides. It is a transcript of the gene Ciao1, whose product is annotated as cytosolic iron-sulfur assembly component 1. Gene Ontology annotation, molecular function: protein binding. NCBI's taxonomy places the organism in Eukaryota, Metazoa, Arthropoda, Insecta, Hymenoptera, Formicidae. Gene Ontology annotation, biological process: iron-sulfur cluster assembly. The record is from RefSeq and is a predicted model, not a curated record. Gene Ontology annotation, cellular component: mitochondrion; cytosolic [4Fe-4S] assembly targeting complex; cytoplasm.
CUUGCUACUCGUUACUGCUCCUGCUGUUAUCUGUUAGUUCUGUUGCUGUUGGCUCGCCCUCGCACACCGAUAUAUCGCGGUUACACUCGCGCCGACCACGAUUCGAUUCGAUUCGGCUCGGCUCAGCUCAAUUCGCCUCCGUUUGUCGUCUUGUCUCUUUUCUCACUUCCUCUCUCAUCUCUUUUCGUCUUUCUCUCUCUCUCUCUCUCUCUCUCUCUCUCUCCCUCUCUCUGCCCGUUCUGCAGUUUCACGCACGCGGCCCGCUGCGUGCGAUUUGCGAAGAGGAGUCUCGCUUUUUCUCUCUCUCUCUCUUUCUCUCCUCUCUCGUUUCUGAAAUUAUUUAGCUCAUCUCUCGUAGCCGCGCACUCCGCUCGGCCGUUGUUUAUUGAGUAUGGCCGUCUUCGCUGGUCUUCGUUUCUGGUAUGUCGCACUAACGAACGAACGCACGCACGCACGCACGCACGCACCGUUCGUGACGUCCGUGUGUCCGUUUGUUCUUAAUAUUCUUGUACAUACGCGCGUCUACAUACUUAUAAUCGAGCAGGUGUCGUCGUGCCUUGUCCGCUGGCAGGUCGUCGACGCCACGCACCGUACUCUACCCAACUCUAUCGUCGCCUGUCACAUUCACCACUGUCGUUGCCGUCGUUGACGUUGUUGUGUUGUCGGUCGGUUUACUAAUACAACAUAUUACGCUCAGCUGCCUCGACUGUACGCCGUGCACACGCGAUUCGCGAAUGCCUGGCAAACACAACGAGCGCGCGAUCUCCCACCUCGUCUCACCUGCGACGAUUCCUUCUGGUCGGUGCGGCCUGCGGUGGCGACUUUAGUCGCCGGUUUCGGAUUCUACGUUUCUACGUGAUCUACGUCAGAUCGUCAAUCGAGCGUCCGUGCGCCCGCGAUUACGCUUCUCUAGCUCCGCACCGUGGCGGUCCGUGGCAGCAGACGACUGACGAGACAGUCGCGCACCUAGGUGACCUAGGUCGUCUCGGCUGUGAACGCGGCAUUACCUCCCUUUUCUACGUUUCAUUCAUUCGUUCCUCGCGUCCUCUUUAUUUGUCUACGCCGGGGAGAGUGAGCUGAAGGGCUGCAUAUAAAUGCUGAAGCGCUUGUACAACGUAGGAUUAUCUUGCGAAAAUUUUUACUUCCGAUACAAAUAUAUUAAACAGUAUAAAACAAUACGCACGAUGAGUAAUGCUACAGGAAAUAAAGUCGGCAUACUUUUAAAAGAUGUUGUGAGUGCAAUGAAUAAAUUUGCGGAUACAUCGCUCGCAGCUUCUUGGGACAAUGUUGGAUUACUGGUUGAACCUACAGAAUCGAAAAUUGUAUCCCAUAUUUUAUUAACGAAUGAUUUAACCGAAGAUGUUAUGGAUGAAGCCAUUAAAUUAAAAACCGAUUUAAUUGUCACGUAUCAUCCGUUAAUAUUUGUUCCGUUGAAAUCUAUUACAAUUAAAUCUUGGAAGGAACGAAUAAUAGCAAGGUGUCUAGAAAAUAAGAUUGCUGUCUUCUCUCCGCAUACCAGUUUCGAUUCUGUGAAAGGUGGUGUAAACGAUUGGCUAGCAGAAGCUUUUGAGCUCGAAAGUAGUAAGCCGAUUCAACCAAAUGAAGAUAACGCGACUUAUGGAUUUGGAAGAUUAUGUACCUUGAAGAACCGAAUAUCCGUCGAUGAAGCAGUAAAUUUAGUGAAGCAACGAACUGAUCUGAAGCAUGUAAGAUUAGCACGUGCGCGAGGUACAGAUGGUUACAUUAAUACCAUUGCAUUAUGUGCUGGAGCAGGUGUGUCGAUAUUGAAAGGAAUAUCUGCAGACUUAUAUCUCACGGGAGAAAUGUUGCAUCACGAUGUAUUGGAUGCUGUACAUCAGGGUAGUCAUGUUAUACUAACAAAUCAUUCCGAUUCAGAACGUGGUUUUUUAAAGAUAUAUGCUUCGAUAUUAAAACGUAAUUUGCAACAACCUGUCGAAGUGUUCGUCUCUGAAAGUGAUAAGGAUCCAUUACAAACCGUGUAAGCCGUGUUAUAAAAAAAAACAUUCACUAUAUCUCUUACACUAUAUCUCUCACAGCAAUCAUAUUUGAUUUAAUAGCGAUUGUACAUUUUAUUAUAUGGAAGAGGGAAACUGUAAUGUUUUGGAAAUAAAGAUCUUUUUUUUUCUUUUUAUUGAGCAUCAUGUACACUUUACUCUAAUAGAAUUUUAAUUUUGAGAUUUACUGUAAUGUUUUUUUUAGUAUCAAUCAUUAAAAGAUUAUGUACAAACAAGAUUUAAUCCAAGAAA